Messenger RNA from Hyaena hyaena (striped hyena), 1358 nucleotides. It is a transcript of the gene RGS1, whose product is annotated as regulator of G protein signaling 1. The coding region runs from base 73 to 705 and encodes 210 amino acids. The record is from RefSeq and is a predicted model, not a curated record. Lineage: Eukaryota; Metazoa; Chordata; Mammalia; Carnivora; Hyaenidae. The transcript is spliced from 5 exons.
AAGAGCCUGUUUGCCUUUCCCUAUAUAUAGCAGCAGAGACGUUGAGCAGCAGAUAUUUGCCGAGUGAGGACUAUGAGAGCAGCAACCAUCUCCACACCGAGGUUAAACAAAAUGCCAGGGAUGUUCUUCUCUGCUAAUCCAAAGGAACUGAAAGAAACUGACCAUUCACUUGUAGAUGACAAAACUCAGAAAAAGAAGCCAAAGACUUUUGGAAUGGAUAUGAAAGCAUACCUGAGAUCCAUGAUCCCACAUCUGGAAUCUGGAAUGAAACCUUCUAAGUCCAAAGACAUCAGACUCUCUGUCAAUGAAGUAAUGCAGUGGGCUCAAUCUCUGGAAAAACUACUUGCAAACCAAAUUGGUCAAAAUGUCUUUGGAAGUUUCCUAAAGUCUGAGUUCAGUGAGGAGAACAUUGAGUUCUGGCUGGCUUGUGAAGACUAUAAAAAAACGGAGUCUGAUCUUUUGCAUUGCAAAGCAGAGAAAAUAUAUAAAGCAUUUGUGCAUUCAGAUGCUGCUAAACAAAUCAAUAUCGACUUUCACACUCGAGAAUCCACAGCCAAGAAGAUUAAAACACCAACCCCAACAUGUUUUGAUGAAGCCCAAAAAAUUAUAUAUACUCUUAUGGAAAAGGACUCCUAUCCCAGAUUUCUCAAAUCAAAUAUUUACUUAAAUCUUCUGAAUGAACUUCAGGCUAAUAGUCUAAAGUGAUCAGUUCCUAGCCAGAGAGAACUGAAGAUGGUGUCAAGGACAGAAGAAAUGUGCCAGUUAAUGGCUCCUUGGGUGAACCACCUGGCCCUUCUGAGUGACUCCACAGGCCCAGAGGAAAAACAAAUGAUUCAACAUGGAUUAACAUGGAAGUUAUCCAGGCUCAGGGUUGAAGAAACAUGAGCAAGAUGAAACCCAAGAGACAGUAAAAGGAAGGAGACACUGUGGUACUGUUGUAAAAAACAGUGGACAUAUCAGAAAAAUCCCUCAGAACUGAGAAGGCCGGGGAACUCCAGUUGCACAGAAACUGUGAAUAAAGGUUUUGAAACUGAUUAAAACAUGCUAUCAGCUUCGAGGUCAGCUGAUAUUUAUGCUACAUAUUAUUAUAUAGAGAUUUAUUGAGCUGCUGACAUGCCUUUGACUUGGAUGACUAUUUGGAAAAUAUGUGUUUGAAACCACCAUUGCUAAUAUUGAUGCAAAAAGAGUUUUUGAUGUUGUUUUAUUUUUUUGGUUUGUUUUGACUUGAACGAGAAGAAGAAGAGAACAAUGUACUUAACUUAAGCUGUUGCUCCUAACACUGGGAAGUCAGAAUUUAUUUGUAAAUUAUCACAGUGUCAGUAAUAAGUGAGUUUUGUAUUAAAAAUAUAUAGAAGCAA